Molecule: messenger RNA, 1725 nt
Organism: Cadophora gregata
Lineage: Eukaryota; Fungi; Ascomycota; Leotiomycetes; Helotiales; Ploettnerulaceae
Exons: 5
Coding region: 1-1725 (574 amino acids)
Biological process (GO): cellular response to iron ion starvation; reductive iron assimilation
Cellular component (GO): high-affinity iron permease complex
Molecular function (GO): copper ion binding; ferroxidase activity
Source: RefSeq, a predicted model, not a curated record
AUGCUCAACACAAUCGUUACCAUUCUUUCAUUGGUUUCCUUUGCUCUGGCGAAGACAGUCACUUACGACUGGAGUAUCGGCUGGGUGACUGCCGCUCCUGAUGGCUUCACCAGGAAAGUAAUUGGAAUCAACGGGAAAUUCCCUCUUCCAACCAUUGAGGGAAAUGUUGGAGAUAGAAUUAUCGUCAACGUAUACAACGCGCUUGGAGAUGAGUCAACUUCGAUUCAUUUCCACGGGUUGGACCAGCCUGGCACCCAAUUCUCGGAUGGGCCUUCUGGAGUAACCCAAUGCCCAAUUCCUCCAGGAGCAUCUCUCAAAUAUGACUUCAUGCUUGACAGGCCCGGAACCUACUGGUAUCAUUCCCACAACAAAGGGCAAUACCCAGACGGCUUGCGAGGUGCCUUGAUUGUACACGAUCCAAAUGACCCCUACAAGGGCCAAUACGACGAAGAACUCGUUCUCACCGUAUCAGAUUGGUACCAUGAAAAAGUCCCGAAAUUGAUCACCUCGAUGCUGUCAACAUCCAAUCCACGUGCUGUGCCUCCGUUCCCAAAUGCCCUUCUUGUGAACGAAUCAACAACUGCAGCAUUCAAAUUCACGCCAGGCAAGACAUACAAGAUUAAGAUAAUCAGCAUGGCAGCGUUCGCGUCGGUCUUCAUCCAAUUUGACAGCCAUCCAAUGAACAUCAUCGAAGCUGAUGGCAGCUACACGGUGAAGAAAGAGGCAUAUCAACUACGCCUGACUCCAGCUCAGAGAUACUCCGUCCUGUUGAAGGCGCAAACUUCUACGCGGAGAAACUAUGCUUUCUUGGCUUCCCUUGACAUGAAUCGAGACUUUACAAAUACCGCCACAGCCCCAGUGUGGCCGUUCAAUGUCACUGGUCACAUCAUCUACGACGAGGCGAAGGCACUUGCACCACCGUACCUAGUUCAACGAUGGAAGCCCUUCGACGACGCUACGCUUGUAGCCCAGGAUGGAGAAGCACUUCUCGGACCCAGGGAGAAGGUUGACAAGAAAAUUACAUUGGAUUUCAACUUCCAAUUAGACAAGGCUGGUAUUCCAAGAACAUACUUCAACAAUAUCACAUACAUUCCGCAGAAGGUGCCUUCCUUUUUCACUGCAAUCAGCACGGGGACAUCGAAUACCAACCCUUUGAUCUAUGGUGCAGUCAACCCAUAUGUUGUAAAGAAAGGAGAGAUUGUCCAGAUCACAGUGAACAAUCUUGAUGGAGCUAUCCACCCUUUCCACUUGCACGGCCAUCAGUUCCAAGUGGUUGAAAGACCUUCCAGCGGAAAGGGCAGAUACACUGGAAAGGGGAGAAACUUCCCCAGUGUACCAGUCAAGCGCGAUACAUACGCGGUCAACGCCAACAGCUACGCUGUAAUUCGUUUCAAAGCAAACAACCCCGGAGUUUGGCUCAUCCAUUGCCAUAUCGAAUGGCAUGUCAUCAUGGGUCUGACGGCAACGAUAAUUGAAGCCCCAGAGCUUCUUCGAGGGAUCUCGCUCCCAGCUGAUCACAAGGCGAACUGCGACGCUCAAGGUAUUCCGACGGCGGGAAAUGCUGCUGGAAAGACUGGCAACUUGACAGACAUGGCUGGCGCCAAUACCAUUCCAGAAUUUCCAGAUAGAGGAGCAACGUUUCCAAAGCGAAUGGUGAAAGCAUCAAAAGCGUUUGAACGCACGCCGCCUCUGCCCAAGCGAAUGCAUAAGGUACCAGCAGUGUAG